Molecule: messenger RNA, 2834 nt
Organism: Ctenopharyngodon idella (grass carp)
Lineage: Eukaryota; Metazoa; Chordata; Actinopteri; Cypriniformes; Xenocyprididae
Product: cortexin-2
Exons: 2
Coding region: 968-1234 (88 amino acids)
Source: RefSeq, a predicted model, not a curated record
UGUGUAUUGUAAAUUAUGCAAAAUUACAGCAUUUAAAUGGUAGAUUUCUCCUUACUUUGUCAUAUAUUGUCUCUAUAUAUUGAAUAAUCUUUGUCAAAUGUUCUUAGUUUUUUUUUGUUUUUUUUUAUGUGGCGGCGCAUCCCAGCCAGAGACUACAAUAAUUUACUAUGAAGUAAAUGGAAAUCAAAUUAAAUACAAUUUAUUGUGUAACCAAAAUGCCCAGAAGACAAAAAAACAAAAACACAUGGACUCUUAUUUUGAAAUGUCUAUACUAUUGCGGGCUGAUUCUUCAGAUGAGAGAGAUAAAAUAUGCAUUCUUACAACCAUCUAAAAAAUAUUAUAUAAAGGCCAUAAAGUAGACAUUGUCAUAAUUCAUCAACUCGAGUUCAUUAGCAAUUGCUUGGCAUAAAUGUGCGCUAUUCAUUGAUUGGGAAUCACUUUGAAGCAGUCUGAAGCACUGUUGCACGAGCAUGUAGAACGCGCAACAGCGCCACCUUUGUGAAAUAUCCACCGCGUCUCUGUCUGCAGAGCAUGUGGGAAUGUCAGCGGGAGUAAACAGUUCUCACGCACACAGAAGCAAGCAGAGCGGCAUUUCCUGUCACGUUCCUGCUGGAAAUAGCAGCUUUUCUUUCUUUCCUCCUUCCGACAAUUAUCUCUGCGAGUGAGAACACCUGAAUAUGACGCUGCAUGUGCAAUUAGCCACAGAAGAGCAUGUUUUCUGUCUGUCUCGAGUCCAUUUAAACAGCAGUGCAAUGCCUGUGUGAACUCAGUAGAAGAUGUGGACGUCCUCUGCUGGAUGUAAUAUUUUUUGUGCGUGAACAUCCUGUUGCAUCUGCCUGAUUUCUCGUUGCAUCUGCUGAUGAAGUGAGGUGCUGAUGACACUUUCACCUGGAUGCAUCAAGCUAUUCUAGAGGAAAUUUUAUUGAUCCUUUCACCCUUGGACUUGUUUCAUCUUUGAACUGAGAAGAUGAGUGAAAGCCCUCUGACGGAGUAUGAACUGCUGUCUCUGGCUCCUGUCUCGGGCCCCGGGGCCACAGCGGGGCUCCUGCUGGCUCCUCACACAGAGCAGAGCACUGCGCUUUGUUUUGUGGGGCUCCUGCUGCUGUUUCUGGUGUUCCUGCUGGUCCGUUGUUUCCGGAUUCUUCUGGACCCCUACAGCAGCAUGCCGUCCUCCUCGUGGUCUGAUCCCAAAGACAGUUUGGAGAGGGGACAGUUUGAUUACGCGCUGGUGUAGCCGCCUGUCUGUUCGAGGGCUAAAAGAAGUUCAACCGUGAAUCUCACAGAUACUGUCAAGAACAUAUUUUACCUCCAAAUAAAAAAGGUAAUUGUUUAAAGUAUUUGAUUUUUAUUAUCUAAAGGUGUGUUUCCUUUAGAUUUUGGGGUGAAAUAUGAGCUAGACUCGUUCUUGAAAGGUUUUGUGAGAUUCAACCACAAAGCUACUGCUACCAACCCAAUAUCUCUGAUUUUAAAGAUUUUAGUUUAUAAAACAUUGAUUGUUUGAUAUUAUUUUUUUUCAUGUGCAUAUAGUCAUCAUUAAAGUGUGAACAUACAGAAAAUAAAUAGAUAUGACUCAAGUCAUAUCUCAUAUCUCAAGUCAAACCACUCAAAACGCCUUAGCAACUGCAUAGCAAUGCCCUGACAACAAUCCAGAACAUCUUAGCAACCACAUAGCGAUGCCCUGGCAACCAUGCAGAACAUCUUAGCAACAACAUAGCGACAUCCUGACAACAAUCCAGAACAUCUUAGCCUCCACAUAGCGACACCCUGACAACAAUCCAGAACAUCUUAGCCACCACAUAGCGACGCCCUGGCAACCAUACAGAACAUUUUAGCCACCACAUAGCGUCGCCCUGGCAACCAUACAGAAAAUCUUAACAACCAUAUAGCGACGCCCUGGCAACCUUCCAGAACAUCUUAACAACCACAUAGCAACGCCCUGGCAACCAUGCAGAACAUCUUAGCCACCACAUAGCGAUGCCCUGGCAACCAUCCACAACAUCUUAGCCACCACAUAGAGACACCAUGGCAACCAUCCAGAACAUCUUAGCCACCACAUAGCAACACCCUGGCAACCAUCCAGAACAUCUUAGCAACCACAUAGCGACGCCCAGGCAACCAUCCAGAACAUCUUAACAACCACACAGCGAUGCCCUGGCAACCAUCCACAACAUCUUAGCAACUACAUAGUGAUGCCCUGACAACCAUCCAGAACAUCUUAGCAACCACAUAGCGACGGCCUGACAACUAUCCAAAACAUCUUAGCCACCACAUAGCAACACCCUGGCAACCACCCAGUUAUGUGUUGCACUGACAGUCAUCACCCAGAGUUUAAGUACUGCAUUUUAGUUUAAAUUCCUGUUUCGAUAAAAUAUGUGAAUCUGUAGAAAAGGAUCAAUUAAUACACAUUUUAAUUCAUUUAUGUUGGAACAGACUUUUAUAGACCCCUCUUUUUUAUUGUGACUGCCUUUCUCAUCAACUUUAUUGUUAAUGUGACAUGGUUAAAUGUUACUUAUUAAUAUUAUUAUUAUUAUUCAGUGUUUUACAUUAUGUUUGUCCACUUUGCAGGUUUUGUCGAUAAUAACUGGAGCAAAUGUGCCUUUUAUUGCAGUCCAGAUGUAUUUUUUGAAUCAGAAACUCUAUUGUCUGUCUGUGGUUUUCACAGUAUUGAUUUUCCUGUGGUGUUGACAGCCGGUUUGGGAUUAGUAGGUUCGUUUUAUCAUUUUAAAAGGGCAAAACUGUGUACAAACAGGGAUUUUUCUCUGGAAAUGUUUCUUACUCUGUUUGUUUUUAGCAAAGAAAUAUUUGCUCAAUAAAUGCCUUUUUCUCUCAGCAUA